ACUUUCAGAAAGAUGUCUAGGAUUUAUUCAAUUCUUCAGUUUCAAUAUCUCGGAACAUAAAACACAAAGAUAGUGAUGGCUGAAAAUCGUCGUUCUUAUGCCUGGCCGGAGGCCGGGGUUCCCAGGCUACCUAGACCUCUUCUACCCCAGCAGGUGCCUGAAGUACAACUGCAGGUAGCUGAAGUAUCAACUAUAGAAGAGGAGAAUACUAGAGAAGAUAAUAGUAUAGAAGAACUAGAGUUUAGAGGAGAUACUCAUGCUGAUAUUAUACUUGACGGGCUUAACAAACUCAGGAAGGAGAAUACGUUUACUGAUGUAAGAAUAAAAGUAGAAGAACAAGAGUUUCCUGCUCAUAGAUGUGUUCUAUCCUCAUUCUCUCCAUAUUUCAGGGCAAUGUUUACUGCUGGUCUUGCAGAAUCUGACAUGGAGGUGGUUCCAUUACAAGGAGUAGAACCUGAUAUGAUUAGGAACCUGCUAGAGUUUGCGUAUACAGGUUCUAUCAGUAUAACUAAACAUAACGUCCAGAACCUUCUCUCAGCAGCAAACCUUCUCGAGGUUCUCGAGGUUAGAGAUGCUUGCUGCCAGUUCCUGGAUAGGAAUAUGGAUGAAACUAACUGUCUGGGUAUUCACUGUUUUGCUGAAGUACAUGCAUGUACAGAACUCAUGCAUAGAGCUAAAGCUUUCCUUCUUCAACAUUUUCAGGAUAUAGUAGAUGGUGACGAGUUCAACACUAUCUCGGAGUCAAAGUUAGUUGAGAUCAUCAGCAGCGACCAGCUCGUCGUCGACAAGGAGGAAACCGUCUUCUACGCCUGCCUGUCCUGGCUUCAGGCACAAGAACGUGUGCCUAAAUGUUUUUACAACAUUUUGGAGCAUGUGCGCUUGCCGCUACUUUCUCCGUACUUUAUCCACGAUGUUGUCGAGAGAACUGCUGCCGUUACGGAGAGCGCAGAAUGCCGCAGACUGGUGGACGAGGCCAAAACAUUCCAUCUUCUACCGGAUCGAAGAGAUUCAGGUGGAGAGAGAACUAGACCUAGGAUGAGUGCAGGAACUACUCAGGUAAUAGUGGCAGUUGGUGGUGAGGAUGAUAAGGUUGUGAUGAGAAGCGUAGAAUUCUGGGAUAUAGUGACCGGAGCUUGGAAAACUCUUGCCUGUCUUCCUUUCGCGGUCAGCAAACAUGGACUUGUGGUCAGCGGUCACGGGAAACUGUACAUGGCAGGUGGAGAAUAUCCUGAUGGAUCAGCAAGUAGAGCAAUGUGGAGAUAUGAUCCUGUCCUAAACGCUUGGCAUGAAAUGGCAGGGAUGAAUGUUUGUAGGUCUGAGCUUGGUUUGGUAAUGCUGGAUGGAUGUGUUUAUGCUGUUGGAGGUUGGGAGGGUAGAUCUAGGUUGGAUAGUGUAGAGAGAUAUGACCCAGAGACAAAUAGUUGGCAGUUUAUACCGCCGCUAAAAAUGGCGGUUACGAGCCCCGCCGUGGUGGCAUAUGAUGGCGCACUAUACGUUACCGGCGGGGCUAUUCUGGAAGACGGAGACGGGAUAGAACUUGUUCAAAGGUAUGAUAAUAAAACAGGUUAUUGGACUGAGAUGGCCAGCAUGCUGAUACCUCGGAGUGGGAGCGCGGCAUGCGUGCUCGGAGGAUAUAUUUACGUGGUUGGAGGCUGGCAUGCCAGUACAGAGAAUACAAACAAGGUUGAAAGAUAUGAUGUUGCUCGGAAUAAAUGGGAGUUUGUCGGAUGUAUGUGUGAGCGCAGAUAUCGGCCAGCGGCCGCGGCUGUAGGUGGGAGAAUGUACGUGCUGGGAGGGGAGGAGGGAUUAGACCGGCAUCAUGAUACUAUUGAGGUUUAUGAUCCUGACUCAGAUACCUGGAGUAUAUCCGGAUACUUGACUAGUAGCAGGAGCUGGUUAUCCGCUGCUACCCUAUCCAUCAGGAAGGAUAUGGGACGGGAACGAAUGCCGUGUUCCUGACACAGGUACAGAAUACUUUAACACCCCGGUCAACCCAGUUCAUAACUAACCUGGCGACUGGACGGGACCUGGAUAAACGAAGGAUAACAAAAUGAGAAGAUGGAAGGGAAAAACAAAAACUUCCAUCGAACCCUGUAAAAAUGAAGACAACGUCUGUUUGAAAGUUGUGAAGAAAAUUUAUGAAAUUUAUGUAUUUAAAGUAAGUUGUGAACGCUUUAAAAUGUCAUUUAGUUAAUUUUUGGGAGCCGUUAACCUUAUUCAAAAAAUUAUAUUUAAAAGAAGGUGAUGUUUCUCUUGAACAGUUAAAGAUUAACAAUUUCACAGAAGCAAUUUAAAUCUGUAUCUACUAUUGGAUGUAGAUUUUUAUUUCCGUUUAAAAUUCUAAGGUCUGCGCUGCUUAUCCCUUUUGGGCACUUUUGAAAGAUCACAUAAAAAUGCGUUGACUUAAAAUCGUUUAGAAUAUUCUUUUGAAAAUGUGCAUAUAUUUCAAGAAAUUUAAUAUAUGAUUUUGAAAGAAAAAGUUAUGAACCCCUAGUCCUGGGUUUCAUUGUAUAUAUUGUGCAUACGGUAUCACUGUCAUUUUUAUGAUUCAAAGAAGUUUUAAGAAGCCCGUAAGUAAUAAAGGUUGCUCAUUAUUUCGAGACUCGCUAAUUUUCAUACAGGGUUACCCACAAAGGAUGAGACUUUAAGACGAUUCUACGGGAUUUAUAUGUAUAAUUCUCUACAACUACAACUUGUUUCUUUUGUUGCCAGAUAUCUAAAAAUGCCAAAAAAAAAAUCUAUAUU
This is a messenger RNA of Eurytemora carolleeae, 2745 nucleotides long. Its product is annotated as kelch-like protein 12. Gene Ontology annotation, molecular function: protein binding. The record is from RefSeq and is a predicted model, not a curated record. The transcript has 19 exons. Lineage: Eukaryota; Metazoa; Arthropoda; Copepoda; Calanoida; Temoridae. Bases 76 to 1959 code for a protein of 627 amino acids.